Messenger RNA from Mya arenaria, 1368 nucleotides. Its product is annotated as sushi, von Willebrand factor type A, EGF and pentraxin domain-containing protein 1-like. Bases 327 to 1247 code for a protein of 306 amino acids. Lineage: Eukaryota; Metazoa; Mollusca; Bivalvia; Myida; Myidae. The transcript has 2 exons. The record is from RefSeq and is a predicted model, not a curated record.
UUGUCUAUUUUGGAGGCAAACCAUAAAAAAUGCAAUCUUUGUUUACAGUGCGGGAGCGAAUUUUAGGUAUGUAUGUAAGGGGAAUGACUCCACAUGGACAAUGGCCAAUAUUGUUCAUAGAUGACCUUAAAGCAAAUGAGUUAAGAACGAACUCUUGCUCAUACCCAGAACGAGGAGAGGACGUAUGUGCAGAUGUUAUUGAAAUUGAAAUCAAUCCAGCAAAAGAAUUGAGUCAGAUUGAGAUAACAAGGCCGGAUUAUUUGACGCUUUGAGAGAUUGAAAUUUUUGAAGUCGCUUGUCGGGUUCCAGACGCCCCAGUACACGGCAUGUAUCUUUAUCCUAAUACAACUUCUCCAAGAGAAUAUGUGCCAUUCAAUUCUGAAAUAGUCCUUUCCUGUGACACUGGGAUUUCCAUUUCCAAGUCAAAUUCUGAUAAAAGGAAAUGCUUGAAAACCGGUAACUUUGACAAAACUGAUUUGAUAUGUACUGGAAACUGCCAGAUACCAAUUGUUCAGAAUGGCUUCUAUUCUACGAAUAGCCAACGUUUUGUAAAUGGCACGGUAUCGUCUGGUAUGUACAUUUAUCUCCAUUGUAACGACGGAUAUGAAUUAAAAGACCAAAGACAGAGUUUAAAGUGUGAUGCAGACAGCCUUUUUGUGUCUACACAUCCUUCUUGUGAAGAAAUAAAGUGUAACAACCUACCAAGUAGGUUUUCGAAUGGUUUUUACACACCUCCAAUUAAGAAAGACACAUUCAGUUACAAUUUCACAUUUGUUCCUGUUUGUAAAACAGGUUUCACACUCGUAAGUGAACAAAACAGAACAUGCAUAUCUAAGAACAAAUGGAGUGGUUCAACACCUUCAUGUACACAAGUCACAUGUCAGGUACCUAUUCUCAGUAACGGCUACUACCUGUCCAAAAAGAAACUGGCUGUCAGUUUGCCUACUUUUGAGACAAUUCAGCCUUAUUGCCAUACUGGAUAUUUGUUAACGAGAAGUGAAAACCUGACAUGUCAGGAAGAUGGACAAUUUAGUAGGGGAAAUUUCGAAUGCAGGAGUGUCACUUGUUCAUCGUUUGGGAAACUUGAAAAUGGAAUUUUGCAUUACAGCGACGGAUUUAUUACGCACCAGGAUGCUGACAUUGGCAAGAACUACAGAUUUGGGGUGAAAGUAAGGGCAUCAUGUAUUCCUGGUUUUCACCUUACGCGUGGCUCUACAGAGCAAACUUGUACUGAAAAUGGGACUUAGGAUGGAGUCAAACCAGCAUGUAGUAAAAUAAGAUGCAACGACACAGGCAUUCUUAGUUCACGAUUUGAACAAAGUUCUUCAGUGUUUUCGUUUUUGGAACGAGGAACUGCUUCGUACAACA